Molecule: messenger RNA, 480 nt
Organism: Paramecium tetraurelia
Lineage: Eukaryota; Ciliophora; Oligohymenophorea; Peniculida; Parameciidae
Exons: 2
Source: RefSeq, a predicted model, not a curated record
AUGUCAACUGUUUUACCUAUUUUAAUACCAAAGAGCAAGAACAUUUUAUUACUGAAAGAUGAUAUUGGAAAACCAAAACCAAGUACUCGAAAUCUUCCAGGCAAUAAUUUUGCAUAUGGAAAACAAAGCAAAAGAGAUCCUAUCUAAAUUUAAUUUGCUAAUUUAGAAUGUGAAAAUCAAAUUAAUUCAUCCUUGAGAAGAAAUCAUAGAAUCUAGAGAUCAGAUAUUACCUUAAUGACUCAUGGGAUCAAAUAUAAACCAUAAACUCCUUUUGAUAAAAUUUUAAAAUAAUAAUAUGCUUCAGAAGCAAAAGAACUAUUAGAUAAAAUCUAUCAAUAAAGAAUAAAUUCAGAACCAAAAAAAUAAUAUAUCAAUAAUCGAUCAUUUUCAUUAAGAUAAUAAUAUAAUACAAAAAAACAUUAGAAAAUAAUAGCGAAGCCUUAGAAGAAUCAAGAAAUCAAAUUUAAAAUAUGUUUAUGA